Pisolithus orientalis is the source of this 1074-nucleotide messenger RNA. RefSeq lists its product as uncharacterized. Lineage: Eukaryota; Fungi; Basidiomycota; Agaricomycetes; Boletales; Pisolithaceae. The transcript has 4 exons. The coding region runs from base 240 to 920 and encodes 226 amino acids. The record is from RefSeq and is a predicted model, not a curated record.
AAAUACCCCUAUUUUUUCCCAUGCCUCGUGUCUGCUAUUAUUGCGUUUGUCGGUGUUCUUCUUGGGCUUGUAUUCUUGGAAGAGGUAAUUUGUUAUAACUUUGUGAUAGUGAUAGCACCAUUCAUCAGCAGUGACAGACUCUGCCUAGCAAGCGCAGGCGGAACAAUGAAAAAUGUACAUCCUUACGGCCCAACGUGCUAAGUCUCGACGCGGGGCCGCCAAUUCUGGAACCCAAGUCCAUGAGCUUGAAGGAAAUAUUGACAUAUCCUGCCAUUUCCGCUCUCGUGGCAUCUGGCUUUUCGCUGAGUUUCGUAGCCACGUCUUUUGAGGUUGUAUUUGCUCUUUUCUGCUAUUCUGCAAUCCAGUCGGGCGGUCUGGCAUUUUCAGCCUCGAAGAUAGGAUGGUCACUUUCUAUCUCGGGUGGCAUCUCUUCUGCUCUCCAAAUAUUCUUUAUGCCUUACCUUCUACGCACGUUCGAUUGUGCGAAGAUGUACCUCUUCUCCAUGAGCGUGUGGCCAUUUGCGUACCUUUGCUUUCCCUUUCUCAACCUCAUUGCACGUUGGGGUCUUACCGAGGAUGGGCAACUGGAUGCUAAUACAGCGGCCAUUCUCUGGGUUGGGAUUGCAAUCGCUCUCGGGCUGUCUAGGAUCGGAGUAUUGGCCUUUUCGACAAGCAUGAUCUUGGUCAGGGAGCAUGCACCGAAUCCGGGUGCUCUAAGUCAGUCGAACGGUAUCGUACAGUUUGCAAUGUGCUUUGCACGGUCCUUUGCACCAUUCCUAGUCAGUUCGCUGUUUGCUUUAUCCAUCGACAACGACCUACUAUGGGGAUAUCUCUGGGUUGCCGUCAUGGUAUGCCUAUCUACUUUGAUCAGCAUUGACUGUCGCAGGAUCUUGUUGCAUAGCAAAAAGACUAUCUCAUGAGGCAUAGCCGAUAGCAAGCUAACACCUAAAACAUACACGUAGAAUUUGAGUACCUGUCAUGAACAUCCACAAGGUUUCGCACUUCUUUUUGUUUUCGUGUUGUACUUACUAUUAUGUAGAAUAGAUUUGAUGAUCCAACUUGAUCAGCAGAUUC